Triplophysa rosa is the source of this 657-nucleotide messenger RNA. RefSeq names its product leucine-rich, glioma inactivated 1a (gene lgi1a). Gene Ontology annotation, molecular function: protein binding. The record is from RefSeq and is a predicted model, not a curated record. Lineage: Eukaryota; Metazoa; Chordata; Actinopteri; Cypriniformes; Nemacheilidae. Bases 1 to 657 code for a protein of 218 amino acids. Gene Ontology annotation, biological process: myelination. The transcript is spliced from 7 exons.
AUGACUUUAAGACGGGCUGUAUUCUUCUGUGUAGUUUGUCUGUUGAUGUCGGUUAACGGGAGCAGGAGGAAACGCGCGCGCUGUCCCGCAUCAUGUACCUGCAGUAAAGAUAACGCAUUGUGUGCCGAUACUGGUUCGAUACCGAGGAGCUUCCCACCAGAUUUCCUCUCGCUAUCAUUUGUGAAGUCGAGCUUUGAUGAAAUCCCAAAAGAGAGUUUUAUUCACACUCCAGCUCUCCAUCUUCUUCUUUUUACAGCAAAUACUUUUGACUCUAUAAAUGAAGAUGCUUUUCUUGGGCUUCCUCAUUUGGAGUAUCUAUUAAUUGAAAAUAGCCAAAUCAAGUCCAUAUCACCCUUCGUCUUUAGAGGGCUAAAGUCCUUAAUACACAUAAGUCUGGCAUUCAAUAAUUUGGAGACACUACCGAAAGAUCUUUUCAAAGGAAUGGAAGCUUUAACUAAAUUGGAUCUUCGAGGAAAUCUCUUCAGCUGUGACUGUAAAUUGAAGUGGUUGGUUGAAUGGAUGUACCAUACAAAUGCAACAGUGGAUCAGAUCUACUGCAAUGGCCCUGAAGCUUACAAGGGCAAGAAAAUCAACGAUCUCACACCUCAGUCAUUUGAUUGUAUAACAACAGAUUUUUCCUUGCUGAAGUCCCUUUAA